Molecule: messenger RNA, 5714 nt
Organism: Perca flavescens (yellow perch)
Lineage: Eukaryota; Metazoa; Chordata; Actinopteri; Perciformes; Percidae
Gene: igsf9b
Product: immunoglobulin superfamily, member 9b
Exons: 22
Coding region: 186-5714 (1842 amino acids)
Biological process (GO): cell-cell adhesion
Molecular function (GO): protein binding
Source: RefSeq, a predicted model, not a curated record
AGAAACUUUGAACAGAAGUCAAGAAAGAAAAGAAGAGAAAGGAAAGGAAUCGGGGUGGAUUUGGGCUGCAAAGACGAGUCUAAAAGAAGAGCUUCAAUGGAUUGAAAGAUUUUACUUUCAACUUCAAGUGGACAAAGUGCCUCGAGCAAGGUCGGGAGAUGUGUGAAGGCGUGUGACGGACGGCCAUGGGACCGAAGAGACGCUGGCUCCAGGCUGUCACCGCUGCUGUAGCCAUCUGUCUGCUGAGUGUUUCUCAAGGCAGCGCGUCAUUGGUUCGUGGCAGAGAGGGGGGCUCUGCAGAACUGAGCUGCAAUCUCACUCCGACAUCCAAAGAAGCCACAACCCCAAACCUCUUUCCUCUGCAUGUGGUGGAGUGGGUGCGCCUCGGUUACAACGUUCCCAUCCUCAUCAAAUUUGGAGUGUAUGCUCCUCGAGUUCAUCCAAACUACAAGGGCCGUGUGUCUCUGACCCAGGGCGCCUCUCUGCUGGUGGAUCAGCUGACCCUGGAGGACGAGGGCUGGUUCGAAUGUCGCAUCCUGCUUCUGGACAGCCAAAAGGACGACUUUAGAAACGGCACAUGGACCUUCCUCUCCAUCACAGCUCCACCUGUGUUUAUCAAGACGCCACCGACCUUCGUGGAGGUCCUGCUCGGAGACUCGCUGACGCUCAGCUGUGGCGCCCACGGCAACCCUCGGCCAACCGUCGUUUGGCAUAAAGAUGAGAGCCGGAUUGAGAAGCAUGAAAAAAUAAAAGUGCUCAAUGGUACCUUGUCUGUGGCCGCCGUCACCAGGAAUUUUUCAGGAGUGUACAAAUGUCACGUGUCCAACUCCGAGGGGAACCUGACCCACUCGAUGCAGCUGCAGGUCAAAGGACCCCCGAUCAUCAUCAUCUCCCCAGAGGACACCACUCUCAACAUGUCCCAGGAUGCAGUUCUGCAGUGUCAGGCUGACGCCUACCCUUCUAACCUCACGUACGAGUGGCUGAAACAAGGACAGAAUGUCUACCACAUUGAGUCCCUGAAGUCCAGAGUGAAGGUUUUGGUGGAUGGAACACUUCUCAUCCCUAAUCUCAUCCCAGAGGAUGCUGGCAACUACACCUGUAUCCCGACUAACGGGUUACUCACCCCACCCUCAGCCUCUGCACACCUGAAAGUGAAACACCCUGCACGCGUGGUCAGAAUGUCCCGGGAAACGUACUUGCCUGCGGGCAUGGAGGGGGUUAUUACCUGCCCUGUUCAGGCUGAUCCCCCGGUGCUGUACGUCAACUGGACCAAAGACGGAAACAGUUUGAAUCUUGACAACUUACCAGGUUGGAUAGUUAACUCCGAGGGCUCAGUUUUUAUAGCAACAGCCAACGACAACGCAGUAGGCAUGUACACGUGUACGGCCUACAACAGCUACGGCACCAUGGGAAAGUCUGAACCCACCAAAGUCAUUUUGCAGGACCCUCCAUCUUUCCGAGUGGCUCCCCGAGCCGAGUAUCUCCAGGAGGUGGGCAGAGACUUGAUCGUCCCCUGUGAAGCCAUUGGAGACCCCGCUCCAAACAUUACAUGGAGCAAGAUUGGGCCGUCUCCUCGCUCCCAGUACACUGUGCUGGCUAACGGCUCACUGCUGCUGCAGCCGCUCAGUAAAGAUCACCAAGGGGGUUGGGAGUGCUUGGCCACUAACCGAGUAGCGACUGUCAGUGCAGGCACUGUGAUCAUGGUGCUGGGCACCAGUCCCCAUGUUGUGUCCUUAGUAUCCGUCAUCACAGAGAUGAACCAGGCCAAUGUGUCCUGGGUGCCUGGCUUUGACGGGGGAUACACCCAGAAGUUCACCGUAUGGGUCAAACAGGCAUCCAGAGGGAAACACGAAUGGGCGUCUUUGCCUGUGCCGACAUCCAAAAACUACCUCCUGGUGACCGGGCUGCUCGCUGGCACUGGCUAUCAGUUCAGCGUGCUACCUCAGAAUAAACUCGGCUCUGGACCUUUCAGUGAAAUUGUUUCUGUGCGAACACAAGCUUUGCCAACAGAAGAACCUACAGGCGACACAUCUCUCCCAGUCCUGGAUCCUCCCGUACUCCUGUCAGCCAACCGGACGGACCGAGGCGUUCUCCUGCAGUGGUCGCCUCCCGAGGCUCCGUCCUCGCCGCUGACGGGCUACGUGCUGCAGGCCCGCAGGGAUCAGGGCCAGUGGGUCAUCCUCAGCAGCAACAUCAGCGCCAAUCAGAGCGAACUACUCGUAGAAGGACUGCUAAGGGACUCCAGUUACGAUCUGAGGCUGAUGUCUCACAGCAACAAAGUGCUCAGUGAACCGAGUCAGUCUGUCAAUGUCUCGACAAUAGGGAUGGAGGUUUACCCCGUGCGCCCCAGUUACCUGGAGUUCAUCCCACAGCCCCUGUUGGCCGGAGUGUUAGGAGGAGUGUGCUUCCUGUUCGUGGCCAUCAUCCUCUCGUUGGUGACAGCAUGCUACAUGAGUCAAAGGAGAGAGCGUCGGCGCAAAAAUAGAAGAAAAGAUCUCCCGUCUGCCCUCCAGAAGAGCUCAUCUUCUCCACAAGCUCGCUCGCCUCCUCGCAGCCCAGACAGUGUCCUCAAGCUGAAGCUGUGUUCGCCGCUUCCCUUCUUCGCCAACUCCUCCUCCUCGCAGUCGGACCGCUCAUCCUUCGAUAAAGGCAGCCGCGGGGAGUACCACAACCAGCGGAAACAACUCCUGUCCAACUCCUCUCCGCCGCCGCAUUACACGCUCUUUGAGAGCCACCUGGGCUCCCAGGACCCCUCGCCGACUGCUCUGGAAUCCAUCUCCAGAGGCCCGGACGGACGCUUCAUCGUCCAGCCACUGCUGAAGGGUUCCAGUCCCUCCAGUAAGAAAAACUUGAGAAAGGAGGUCUUACAAAGUAACGGUGGGGCAGGUGGCUCAGGGAGCAACCAGACAUCACUCAGGGACUCCCCGAAGUCGAGUAUCUUGACCUCGGGGAAAGACGAGAGGAGGAAUUCUCCGCUCACCGUGGACGUCCCCGAGCUGAGCCGCCCUCCUUCCUCUCCUGGAAGAGUGCGCGCCAUGGCGAGAAACUUCUCCCGUCACGGCUGCUUUUAUUCUGACGACGAACAGUGCUCGGAGGCUCUGUUGGAAAGAGCCAGCUUCUAUUCGGACAACAGUGAGAAAAAACCCAGCGAUUCUUUCAGGAGGUAUCGCUUGCCGGGCCACACUGAAGAUCUCUUCUCGAGUUUGGGGAGGAAAACAAAGCUGCUGGAUCGAGACCGAGACAGAGACGGACCGGGCUACCAGCCGAUGGACAGUCAGCUGACUAAUAACAGCACCGUUGUCUCGCAACUUGACAGCGAGCUGGAGAGGGAAAGUAUUAACAAGUGUGUGCAACUGGCAAAGGAGAGGGAAGAAAUGGAGAGGGAGCUGGAGAGCUAUACGGCCGAACAAAGAGGUCGCGGGAGACUCCAACAACAUUCCGAGAAAACAAAAUGCCCUCGAAAUGAUUCCCCCAAGUCAGAGGAAGAGCCAGUAUGGAAGCCACAAGAUGUCACCAUCAGACAGAAACACAGGCCUCCAGGUCAGACCAAUCGGGUGUCUGACUAUCGGAGAGCGUGCUACUUCGGGAACACAAGCAGUCCCAUGGAUCGGCUCGCCACGCCUCGCGUACAGUGGGACAUUAGCCCGGUUACGUCACUCACAAGCCUCAUUCCUGCGCAGGAAACGGCAUCGCCCAAUCACGCGCGCAGGGAAACCACAGAUAACUCCUUUGGCGUUGAUUCAUCCCGCUCUCCGGUCACACAGAACACCUCGCUCCCUAUGCUCUCCCCUGAUGUCAGCUCUAAAAGUCCACCUAUCUUGUGUCUAACAACACCAGACAGAGCCAGGUCGUUGAGUCCCCCGACUGAGCAGGGAUUAAGAGAAAAGGCCCAAGACAAAGGCGCCGCUUCGAGGUCCAGACAUUCAUACGCUUAUGCCGGCACUCAGCCCUGGGAUUCAGCCGCCAGAGGUCCCGAAUGUUCAGCCUCUGCGCCGUACAAUCAGCCCGCAAAAUACUACACAGCCACACGGGACCCCAGUCCAUCAAGUUAUCCUACUUUACCUUAUGAACAUGAUGAGGUAGAGGCAAAGGCCAAAGGAAAAGAGGGAGACACUCAGACACAGCGCAGUUCGGGGUUUUACUCCGAGAGAGAGAGAGAGGGUGUGCGAACGCGCUCCAGGAGAAGCGACAAAUGUCUCUUCUCUGACAGCCCGAGCCCUAUCUCAACGUUGACGCUUGUAGAAGAGGUCGAAAGCGACCAGUCCCAAUGUUCGGUCCCCGCGAUGUCCGGGUCCUUUAAGGCCGAGCCUGCAGCUCCGUCUCCCCAAAUGUCCCCUCUGCAGACAAGUGCAAUUCUCGAAUACCUGAGCCUUCCGGGCUUCAUUGAAAUGAGCGUCGACGAGCCCGCGGAAGACGCUACAGUCACAGACAACGCUGGGCAAAGUUCAGAUGCAAAGCCAGUAAUAUCUACGGGGGUUGAGCCGGAUGUAGUUCCUAGAAACUGGGAAGUCCAUGUUCAGGAAAAGAGGGAAACGCACUCAAACUAUUUCCAGAUGACACCAGACCAUCAUCGCCCGGUCCGAAAAAAAACCAGCAAGCAGCUCUAUAGCGAGAAAACACAGAUUCGAGUUGGGAACAAAAGCACGGACAGACCCGAAUCCAGACUCGGCUCGAGGUCGGCUCACACUUUGCUCAGCGCGGCGCGAGGAAUGGCGGACAUAGUGUCGAAACACUCGCGCAGUUUUGCAGACAGUAGCGAGUCUUUAUCGGAGCAAUCCCAGAGACAAAGGACUAAUAACAUUGCGUCGCGAAUUUGUCAAGCCCCCGUGCCAUUUCUAAAGAAGUCCGUAAGCGUGGGCCCGUGUAGGACCCUCUCGGGUGUGGGACAGCCUCGCCCGUUUCUAAAGAAAUCCAUCAGCUUAGGCUCGCAGCGCUGGGAGCACUUCGAGAGCCCCAGGGCGUAUAUUUCUGAGAAAUGUUACUGGGACGAGUUCCCAAACCCAGAUGUCAGACUCAAGUCCUACAGUUUGGGUCGCAGUCCCCCUUCCCUCCCCAGGCCGGGCCCAUCCUGGAGAGAGUACGUUCCGUUCAGACACCCCCCGAGCGUGUGGAGCUUAGAGAGGCCUCACCACACACAGAGAUCUUCAGCUAGUCCUUCCUACCUCACUCAGGCCAUGUACCCACCCAGACAAACCUCCAUGUCUCCGAUGCUGGAGCCCGCUGAUCCACGCCGACAAGCCGCCGUUUUCCCAGAAUCCUCCAGGUGGUCUCCUACUUAUCACGAAACCCUGAGGUCUGCGCAGCAUAAAUACGUCCCCAUCAAGUACCAGCAGUGGCCCGGGUCCAGAGGGGACAGCCUGAGACCAGGAUCCAGAGGGGACAGCCUGAGACCAAUGGAGCCCAGCAGGGGUCCCGUGCGGUCCUACCUGCCCCGGGGCAUCAGCUGGCCCUCGCCGUGCUACGCCCCGUUUCCCCCCCGGGAGGCGGAGCCUCACCGGGCGCCAGACCGGCUGGCGAGGAGAGGGGGGGAGGCUGAUCCCCGGGAGGGAGGGAGGACCAGCUACGCCAGCCAGAGCAGCGGGAGGGGCAGCGCGGGGCUCUUCCGACAGUCCCUGUCCAUCACGCCCACGCUGCUCAGCUCGCCCGAAACCACGGAGGAGAGCGAGCGCCACCGAGCCGAGACGGAGCUGCCUGAGAGCAGACCGAAAAGGUGA